UGGACUCGCGCGGCGGAGGGCGAAGGGUAGGGCGGCGCCGCCGUAGACGUUGGGGACGCUAGGUCGCUCUCUCUUUUUGAAGCUAUCAAAUGAUGCUGUUUGGAAAAAUUUCCCGGCAGUUCUGUGGCUUAAAGAAACUCCCAAGGUCACGUGACUCCCGAUACUUCUGGGGCUGGUUGAAUGCAGUGUUUAAUAAAGUGGACCAUGAACGCAUCCGGGAUGUUGGCCCUGACAGGGCGGCGUCCGAGUGGCUGCUGCGCUGUGGGGCUGUGGUGCGCUACCACGGCCAGGAGAGGUGGCAGAAGGAUUACAACCACCUCCCAACAGGCCCCCUGGACAAAUACAAGAUUCAGGCAAUUGAUGCCACUGAUUCUUGUAUCAUGAGCAUUGGAUUUGAUCACAUGGAAGGCCUACAGCAUGUUGAAGAAAUAAGGCUAUGCAAGUGUCACUAUAUUGAGGAUGGCUGUUUGGAGAGACUUAGUCAACUUGAAAAUUUACAAAAAAGCAUGUUGGAAAUGGAAAUAAUUUCAUGUGGGAAUAUCACAGACAAAGGUAUCAUUGCUUUGCAUCAUUUAAGAAACCUCAAGUAUUUGUUUUUAAGUGAUCUUCCUGGCGUAAAAGAAAAAGAAAAAAUUGUCCAAGCCUUUAAAACAUCACUGCCUUCUCUGGAACUAAAAUUAGACUUGAAGUAAAAUAAUAAUAUUCAGUAAGUGCUUAUUUCAGUAUAAAGUAUCAUGUGCAAUUGUUGAUCCUAAACAGCAACAAAUAUUACAUAAUCAACAGAACUAUAAGAAUGUUAUACGACAACACUCUAGCAGAGUCCAUCAUGUAGAAAAUAAAUAUUCAGAUGUGAUUCACUAAAGUUACUAAGUUAGAAGUGAGAAUUUAGGUACAUUAAACCAUUUUAAGAAAAAUGCAAACCAGGUACCAUUUUAAUUCUUAUAUAUUCCUUAUUUUAUAUCAAUCCUAUAUAAAUAUCUCUUGAUGUAGAUACUUAAGAGUUCUUUAAAAUGAUUUAAACGUACAACAGAUAUUCUUUAUUUUUUAACAGUAAUUUGUUGCAUUUUACUUUAAAGUUAUUGAAGCAUGUUACUAUAAAUAUACAAUUAUGAAAAACUGAAAGCUGAAUUUCAUAUUCAUUGAUGGAGUCAAUUAUGCAAAGUAGUCAGUGGUUGCUGGGGCGUUCAUAUUGCUUCCCAGGAUUUGCAUGCAUUUGUCAUGAUCCUGCAUUCCUGUGCUCUUUAUACCAUACAUCGUUUCUCUGAAUGAACAGUUUCUGGCUAAUUUGUCUAUUUUGUAGGCUUAGUCUAGUGUCUUAUUAAAACUAGACAUAAAUACCUGGCUGGAUUUAAAUAGCUUUGCUGAUUGCAGUAGAACAGAGGAAACAAUGAUAAAGGCCAGCAGAGCUAUACUUACUUUUUGCUUAAAUUAAAAAACUGCUUCAAACAGAAAAAUUUAACAUGUCAAUUAGAAACUAAUUUGUAUUCCCUCAUGUAUGUUGGAUAGUACUUCCCAUGAGCUCAAGGCACAUCAUAAGAAGUAUAAGCACAAAUUCACUUUACAUCUAGAAAGCAGUGAUAAAGAAUAUCAUAAAUAGGUAUAAACAGAUCUUUAUUUUUACCUGCUUCAAAUGGUCCUGAUUCUAUUAUUGUUAUUUAUAUGCCAACUUGUUUGUGGAUUUCUGUAUGUUUGGUUUGAAUAUUAAUCUGUUGAAUAUAACCUUGACUGGAGAUAAUUUUAAAAUAAACACUUUCUGUGAUGCAGCAUUAAAGUAGAAAAAUGAAUUUUAGUUGUGUUAGGAACCAGCUUAUGUAAAUAGCACAUACCAUAAAUGAUAUACUGUUUACUAAUAUAAUUGCCACUGUCAUUUUAAAAAUCAGAAAAUAGUAAAUAAAAAAAUGAUAAGGAUGUAGAACAGUCUCAUGUGAAACAGUGGCGAUUCCAUGCUGAAGAAAAGAUCACAGAUAUGGUUAAAUUAAGUAUAAGCAUAUAUUUAAUAGAACUCAUUAGAAAUAAAUGACCACUUCUGUCUCAGGCUUGU
Molecule: messenger RNA, 2041 nt
Organism: Eubalaena glacialis (North Atlantic right whale)
Lineage: Eukaryota; Metazoa; Chordata; Mammalia; Artiodactyla; Balaenidae
Gene: DMAC2L
Product: distal membrane arm assembly component 2 like
Exons: 5
Coding region: 90-692 (200 amino acids)
Source: RefSeq, a predicted model, not a curated record